AUGGCCCCCCAGACGCUAAGCGGCGAGACCGUUCAAGAGCGAAAGCCGCUCCCGGCGGAGCCCGUGGCUCCGCUUCUCUCGGAGAAGAAAUCCGACGCUCCGACGCUUGACAAUGCAGAAAGCAAACCUGCUGAAAACACCCCAGCGCUGCAAUCUCUGCAGGGCUCCGUGCGGGUCCAGACAUAUUCGCCAGUGUAUGGCCAUCAGCAGGGAUCGACGCAGUCUGCUCUAGCGGCGUCUGUUCCUCGCCAUAGCGUAAACAGUCCUGCCGCAGGCUCCAGUGGUAAGUCACAAACAGUCUUUAUUCAUAAACUCUACGACAUGUUAGAGGAUGCUAGUCUCAGCCACUUGAUCUGGUGGACAGCACUGGAAGACUCCUUUUGUCUCUAUCCGGGCGAAGAGUUCAGUAAUGUUUUGGCCCAGUACUUCAAGCAUACAAACAUCGCCUCUUUCAUCCGUCAACUUAACAUGUAUGGAUUCCACAAGGUCAACGAGAGCUUCCAGACCGACGACAAGCACUCUGCAGCUGCUCCGCCUCCUCCAGGACAGUCUCCAGCUCCAAAAUGGGAGUUCAGACACUCCGCUAACCAAUUUCGUAAAGGCGACGUCGAGUCCUUGCGUCUUAUAAAGCGUAAAUCGCUGAAGCUGCUCCAGUCGCACAAGGAAAUCGUCAACUUAAAGAGCCUUCCACCCACCUCGGAUGCACCUGUCAAUGUUGACCAUAAGCCCCUAGCCGCAGGCCAUCAGGGCGCAAAUGCCGAAGCCCACAAUGCAGCACUCGCAAACCAGCAACACUACCAUCGUUCGCUCAUGCAACUGCUGUGGGAUCAACUUGCAGAAGCCACAGGUACACCUUCACCUAAAUUGCCUCAUAGACAGCCCGUAUACGCUCCUCAGGGUCUUAUCCCACACCCUCCAUACGCACACUACCCUGGUGGAACCGUGCUCAGCGUCCCGAUCCCUUUUUCGCCUCAUUCGCCCCGCUCACCACCACCACACGAACAACCUAAUUACGGCGUCGCUCUGCCUCUGCGGCAGCAAUUGGAAGCUCGCCAGUCUUCAGACUCUACGCAAGGAUAUGUUUUGGACCAGGCUAUUCACGUCAAGUUCAUUGAAAUUACUACGUCGUUGAAUAAUUUGAAAACCAACUACAAAGACCUACUCUCGAAGUACGACUCAUUGUACUCGCUUUAUCAGCGCAGUCAGUCGGACCUUUUGCAGCUUACUGAAGUUCUCGAAAAAACUCUCAAUAAAACCGGAGAACGCGGCUCUGAAAGUGACGACCUGCUGAUCGUUCCAAAGCGCGAGGAAGACCAGUCGGACCGCCUCAAAACAAAAACCCCAAACGUCGAUCGUUGCAAAACCCCUAUCGAAAAGCGGGCAUCGACUCUCGGCUCAGGCAUAGAUAUGGGCACUUCGCCGAUGUCAGACAAGACGCAGGGCCUGAAAUUGCUGGAGCUUAGUGCGUUCCGUGCGCAAUUGGGACGCAAAAUUGGCGCACCCGCCAUGCGUGGACUGAAGAACAUUAGCUCUCUGCAAAGCUACCACCUACACGAGCCAGUUCACGGAGCGCCAAAGAUUAAUAGCUACAAUAUCGUUCCUCAACACUACCCACUCAAUCCAAAUUACGGAUUAUACAGUUCAAGUUCCGAAGGAGCGAUCAGAAGACAUGUGCAGGCAGAUGAAGCACAGAAGAUGAUGCAACCUGCACCAAGUCGACAUGUCUCAGUGCUCAUGGAUCCACUUCAGCCUUCGCCUGGGCACGGAAUAAUCGGACUUUUGGGAAAGGACGACAAGGGCAAGGACAAGGAAGCCGUGCACAAAAACACUCCCGUGGUCUCAGUUGCACCCGAGCGCACGUCCAGCUCGACUUCUCAAACGUCUCAAACGCCUUAUGUGCAGCAGUAUCAGCCACUAGCACUUCAGGCCAACCCACUUUAUUACCAACACUACCAAAUGCGCCAAGAGCCUGCGCAGAUGCGAACUGCCUCGCUCCCCGUCGUUAGUAAUCCCUUGACGCAUAAAUUGGCUGAACAUGCUCAUCAGCGCUAUUCCUUGACUAAUAUUCCUGACCACCGUAGCUCUAAUCCACAGGAGGCAGACGCAUUGCGGUACUUGGUGGCCGCCAACUCCGCCAACGCAGCCGCAGCCGCAGCUGCUGCGGCUGCAAACGUCAACACAAACUCAGGACAGAUAUUGACGUCAAAUCCUGUUUCUGCAGCUCCGGCCAAUUUGCCCAGUGUGCAGCCUCCACUUACAUUGCAUCCUGAACAGAGCGCACAGCCUGCCCAAGGUCAAGGCAUACAGGCAACUCACGCAAUACCGGAGGGGCCUGUUCUUGCGAAACCUAAUUCUGAACAAGGACAAGGACGGAAUCAGCUUCCUUCCAUGCAAGAGCUCAACAAGUCGCUCAGAGGUGGACCUCUUGGUACAGGACGGGUGUAUGAUUUGUUGCCAAAUCAUGGUGAGCCCGAAGAUGUAAAACGUCGCAAAUUUGAGAGUUAG
Australozyma saopauloensis is the source of this 2505-nucleotide messenger RNA. RefSeq names its product Sfl1p (gene SFL1). Lineage: Eukaryota; Fungi; Ascomycota; Pichiomycetes; Serinales; Metschnikowiaceae. The transcript has a single exon. The record is from RefSeq and is a predicted model, not a curated record. Gene Ontology annotation, molecular function: DNA-binding transcription factor activity; sequence-specific DNA binding. Bases 1 to 2505 code for a protein of 834 amino acids. Gene Ontology annotation, biological process: regulation of DNA-templated transcription.